This is a messenger RNA of Chenopodium quinoa (quinoa), 3333 nucleotides long. Its product is annotated as protein FAR1-RELATED SEQUENCE 9-like. The record is from RefSeq and is a predicted model, not a curated record. Gene Ontology annotation, biological process: regulation of DNA-templated transcription. Lineage: Eukaryota; Viridiplantae; Streptophyta; Magnoliopsida; Caryophyllales; Amaranthaceae. Bases 1157 to 3310 code for a protein of 717 amino acids. The transcript has 7 exons. Gene Ontology annotation, molecular function: zinc ion binding.
GGUCCACAGAAGUAUACUGAUACUGAAAAUUUUACCCUACACCCUAGUGUAGGGUGUGUUCCCUACACCCCCCCUAUGCUACGUCGUUUUGUAGCUGGUAUUGAGUUCUCAUGUGCAGCUUCUUUCCUUUUGCGAUUCUUUCCUUUUUUUUUUUUUUUUUUUUUCCUUUUUUUCUUUUUUUCUUUUCUUCCUCUUUUUUCCUUUUUCCUUUGAUUCUUAUUAUUCAAUUUAUGUAUAUAUAUGAUUUUAAACCCUAUUUUUUCUCUCUCUUCAAUUGAUCAACCAACCUCCAUUUUUGAUCUACAUUUUUCUCUCGCUAAUUCAUCUUCUUCAUUUGAUUUUUUGAACGAAUUCGUUAAUUGUUACCGAUCAUCAAUGGCGAAUUCUGCAUCUGGAGAUUGCGUUGAUUUUGAUCGCGAUUGCGAGCGUGUGUUUCCUUCUGGACUUCGUUUCGUUGAUUCGUUUGUGCAACAAUUGGAAAAAAAUGAUGAUAUUAUGUAUUUAGAAGCAGAACAGUCUGAAUUAAAGGAUAAAGAAUUUAAAUCUGAAGAUGAAGCUUUCGAAGCGUAUAAUGAAUAUGCUUUUAGGAAAGGUUUUGGAAUUCGAAUUGGGAAGAGUAAGAGAAGAAGAGAUGAUUCUUUUUUGAUGAAAAGAUUUGUUUGUUGUAAUGAGGGAUUCAAAGAUAAUAAGUGUAAGAAUAAAAGGAUUUAUGAGAAGUUGGAUCAUCGAACUGGUUGUUUAGCUUUUGUGCAGUUUCAUAUUGAUCAUUUAGGGGUCUAUACAUGUACAAGACAUGAAAUGGUUCAUAAUCAUGCUAUGAUUCCUCCUGAAAAAAGGCAUUUGAUAAGGUCUCAAAGAGAUGUGAAUAAAGAGCAGCUUCUUUUCAUUUCAACAAUGAAAUUGAGUGGAGUCAAAGUUACUGAUUCUUUGAGGGUUCUAAAGAAGGAGGUUGGGGGAUCUCCUAAUCUUUGUUUUACUGCUUCUGAUGCUUAUAAUGCAUUGUCAUCUGAAAAAGCUGCCCAAAUUGAAGGAUGUGAUGGUAACCAAUUGAUUAAAUAUUUUGCCAAGAGACAUGUGGAUGAGACAGAUUUUUAUUAUGAUUUUGAACAAGAUGAUAGUGGUGCUUUAGUUAGUUUUUUUUUGGCGUGAUGGUAGGAUGAUGAGAGAUUAUCAUUACUUUGGAGAUUUGUUGGUUUUUGAUACAACUUAUAGAACUAAUAAAUAUGGAAUGAUAUGUGCUCCAUUUGUUGGGAUGAACCAUCAUGGUAACAAUGUCAUGUUUGGUAUGGGUUUUAUUCUUAAUGAGCGCACCGAGUCUUUUGAUUGGUUGUUUGAUACAUUUUUGCACUCAAUGGGGAGGAAAAGUCCCAUUACAAUUAUGACUGAUCAAGCACAAGCGAUUGCAGCGGGUAUAAGAAACAUUUUUCCUUCAACUGUUCAUCAUCGUUUAUGUGUAUGGCAUCUUGAACAAAAUUCUAAGAAACACAUUGGAGCAUUGAGAGCUUUGGAAGGCUUUACAGAUUUGUUUGGAUAUCUUUUGAAGUAUUGUGAAACUCCUGCUGAAUUUGAAUAUUUCUGGAAAAGGAUGUGUGAUAAAUACAAAUGUGAAAAUGAUGAUUGGUUAUGUGAUUUGUAUAAAAUAAAGGAAAUGUGGUGUCCUGCUUAUUCUAAGAAGUAUUGGUCUGGUGGUAUAUUGUCUUCUCAACGUAGUGAAACUACUAAUAAGUCAGUUUCACAACGUCUUAAUAAGACUCAAGGUUUAUGUGAUUUUUAUCAUGUUUUUCUUGAUGUCAUUUCUGAGUGGAGAAGUAAGGAAGGUGCAAGAGAUUACAAUACUCUGAGGGGUAAUAGGCACCUAGCUUUUGCUAAUAUUGGUAUAUUAGUUCAUGCAAGAUCAUUGUACACUAUUCAAGCUUAUGUUCUUUUUGAAGAGGAGUUCAUUAGGGGGACAGCUUAUGAUCAUGUUGAUAAUGGUUUGCGUUUUCCAGAAUAUUCAUAUCUUCUUUGGAGGCCUGGGAAGGAUAUAAUUAAGCAUGAAGUUGUUUUUAAUAAGGAAACACAUGCAAUUUGUUGCACAUGCAUGUACUUUAGUGAGACUGGUUUACUUUGUUCUCAUUCUCUUCGAGUAUAUCAUUUGCAUUGUGUGCGUAAUAUUCCACAAGAGUAUAUAAUGAAACGAUGGACAAAGGCUGCCAUGUGUAGUCAUGGUAUUGAAGAACCUACUUUGAGGACAAAUGUUGUGGCUACUAGUGUUUGGAGGUCACAAACAAUCAGAAAGUUUGUUAAGUUGAUAACAAGUUGUCAGAAUUCUUUGAAUGCAAGGGCAGAGGUUGAGUGUUAUUUCAAUCUGUUAAAAGAAAAGGUUGAGAGUGUAUCAGGUGUAAUUGACUUUAGUGAACCUGUUAAAGAGGUUGAAAUUGUUGAUCUUGAGAUCAAGAAUCCUCCAAAAGCUAGGCCUAAAGGUGAGAGGAAUGUAAGGCCUAAGAGUACCUUGGAGAAGCAGUGUAACAAGGCAAAGGGUAAUUUCAAGAGGAAAAAGUCUCUGUACACUCCUUACAAAAGGGGUAUAGGGCAAGCAGUUGUACAGGAACUUGAUGAGAACGGUUGUGCUGUUACUUAUGCUAAUUCUAUUAGUGAUCCCAUUGAAUUGAUUGUUUUGAGCAAUAAACGGGCUCAGGUCGGCUUAAAAUCAGCUGUUGUAGAAGAAAUUCCUUCUAGUUCUAAGGAAUCAAAUCAUAGUAUUUCCAAUGAUUUUGAUCAGGCUACUGGUGAAAGCUCUCUUUCAUCUAUCAUAUCUAUUGAUGUUGAUAUUUCAUCUAUUGCUAAGGCGAAGGAUUUAAAUCUUGAAGGUGUUUCUGCUGUUCAACCUUGUUCUAAUUUUGGUGCAAAUGAAGGUGCUUCUGGUGUUAAAACUUACUCUCAAAUUAAUCCAAGAGUUCCAAUUCAUACUAGUGCGUCAACAAAAUCUCCUGUUGUUAUUCAACCUACUGUUCCCAGGAAUGUUCAAAAUCAAACUCAGAAUUGUUCAAACACCAAUCCAGAAAUGAUCAUAUCCAACUCCAGGAAUGUUCAAUCAACAAAUGUUCAAGUUAUUUCUCCUACGGUUCAAAUAAAUGAUCAAGGAUUUCCUGUUCAGAAUGUUCAAGUUACUCCUCCCACAGUUCAAAGAAAUGAUCAAGGUGCUCGUGUUCCAAUUCUUCAAUCAAGAAAUGUUCAAUUAGGUUCUAAAAAGAUUUCUUCUAAAUAUGAUAGGUUGUUAGCCUUUUUUGAUACAAGUGUAGCUAAACGUUUGGCUAAUAAAGAUAAAUAAUUAGUAUUCCAGAACUUUAUAAA